AACCGACCGUCCGACGUCAUAACAAUAACAUGCAUCGCCACACACUUCAUUUCACUACAGCCAACACCACCGCCCACACACGGCCACUGGUGUAGUCGUAGCUAGGAGACACCCGUCACCCUAACUACGCGUAUCAUAAAGGAGAUAAUGGCACCCAAACUUGAUGGAGUAGAGGUAUUGAGAAUUGUUCUACCAGGAGAUGAAGUUUUGCAGUUUAACCCUGAUGAACAAUGCAUCUUUAUAGGACCAGGGCUUCGCUGGCAAGAAAAUGUUAUUUGUGCAACGCGUUCAGGUGUCCUGAAGAAAACUAGUAAGAAUUUGUACUAUGUAGACACUCGUCAAAAACGCUACAUUCCUCACAAAAAGGAAUUUGUUGUUGGUACAGUCCAGAAGAAAAUGGGGAACAAUUAUAUUAUUGACAUAGGUGGAACUGAACAGGCAACUAUAUCAGACUUGGUUUUUGAAAAUGUCUCUAAAAAGACUGGAAAAAAAAUGAAACCUGGAGACCUCAUCUUUGGACAGUUACUUGUAGCAAACAAGGACAUGGAACCUGAACUAGUGUGUAUUGAUGUAUUUAAUAGUUCAGUAGGAAUAGGAUCACUUCCAGAUGGUGGUAUUGUAUUUACUCUUCCUUUACAUGUCGCUCGUUUGAUUGCAAAUCCACAAAAUUCACUGUUAUUGAUUAUUGCUCGGAGGCUCAAAUAUACAAUAUUGGUUGGCUUUAAUGGCAGAGUGUGGCUGAAGGCUCGAAGGCAGAGGGAGAUGGUUGCUAUAAUGAACUGCCUUAAAAUGUUGGAAGUAAUGACACCGGAGGAAGUUGAGGCGAAUGUUCAUAGGUUCCUUGAUUCUUUGCUACUGCACUAGUCAUAUAUGAUUAGAUUAUUUUUACAAAGCUCGUACCACUGAAAUAGAUAAUUAUAUAUAUACAGUACUUUGGUAGAAUUCUUAGUUUAAGAACUUUGUUUUCUGAGGCUCUUCCAAACUGUUGCUGUGAACUAGUACUGUAUUUAUUUGUAGAAUAUAAAUAAAUGAUCAAAAAUGA
Molecule: messenger RNA, 1042 nt
Organism: Procambarus clarkii (red swamp crayfish)
Lineage: Eukaryota; Metazoa; Arthropoda; Malacostraca; Decapoda; Cambaridae
Product: exosome complex component RRP40
Biological process (GO): poly(A)-dependent snoRNA 3'-end processing; nuclear polyadenylation-dependent rRNA catabolic process; TRAMP-dependent tRNA surveillance pathway
Cellular component (GO): nuclear exosome (RNase complex); cytoplasmic exosome (RNase complex)
Molecular function (GO): RNA binding
Source: RefSeq, a predicted model, not a curated record